ACGUCGGAGUCACGUGAUAACAAGACUGUUCGUAUUGUAUUGGACAUCCGGAAGAUGCAGUGUCUUGGAAUCAAAACGUGUGUAAUUCGUGAAGUUCAUGUUAAUGUGCUUUGAGUACAUAACAUUAUUUUCUAAGUUAUCACGUAGUUAUUUUAAGGUCAGACAUUUCGGGGAACAGUUUAGUGAAGAGGUGGAAUGUGUUUGGAGUAAGUAUUUCAGGCAGGAUAUCUCAAGGCUGCAGAACGUUUACUGUCUGGUAUGAGCACAGAAUUUCUCUUUGAAGUAAACUAUGUCUAAACUGUCCAGAGCUGCCAAGGCUGUGAAGAAGAUAGAGCCCAGCAGUGUGAUCAGGGCGAUAGUACGAGCUGGGCAGGCAACUCCAGGCCCACCUUUAGGACCUAUCCUUGGUCAGAGGGGCAUUCCAAUUGGCCAGUUCUGCAAAGAUUUUAAUGAGAAAACAAAAGACAUCAAGGAAGGAAUUCCACUGCCUAUCAGGAUCACUGUGAAACCUGAUCGCACUUACGACCUCAGGAUAAAUCAGCCAACUAUUUCUUACUUCUUGAAGGCUGCUGCUGGUAUAGAGAAAGGAGCAAGGAAAACAGGGCAUGAAUUGGCAGGAAUGGUGACUGUGAAACACAUAUAUGAAAUAGCAAAGGUCAAAUCUAAAGAUGAAGGCUUUGUAAUACGUGAUGUUUCUUUACAAAAUGUUGUCGUAUCUGUUAUAGGUAGUGCCAGAAGCCUGGGCAUCAAGGUUGUAAACAGUUUGUCAGCAGAGGAAUAUCAACAGUUCCUGCAGGAGAAGGAGGAGAGACAGAAGGCUGAGGCAGCUGCUGCUGAGGACACCACAGCUGCAAAGAAGAAGUGAUUUGAUAUUGCAAAAUGUAGUUACAUUGCUUAUGGCUCAGAGUAAUAAUUUGUGUGCGACUUACAUUGCCAAUAAAGAACAGCAAGUCCA
Messenger RNA from Protopterus annectens (West African lungfish), 955 nucleotides. RefSeq names its product mitochondrial ribosomal protein L11 (gene MRPL11). Gene Ontology annotation, biological process: translation. Gene Ontology annotation, molecular function: large ribosomal subunit rRNA binding; structural constituent of ribosome. Lineage: Eukaryota; Metazoa; Chordata; Ceratodontiformes; Protopteridae. Gene Ontology annotation, cellular component: mitochondrial large ribosomal subunit; ribosome. The transcript has 6 exons. The record is from RefSeq and is a predicted model, not a curated record. Bases 290 to 865 code for a protein of 191 amino acids.